AUGAGUUGUGGAAUACUUCGCAAAAGAGCAAAACCAAAGAACAACAGCAGUAGCAGCAACAAUAUUAGACGUCUUCCGCGUAAAUUGGAAGAAAUCUUACAAUAUGAAGAGCCUGAUGUGGAAGUACUUUUGGAUGAACAAAUCAGGUACUGGAUUGAUACAAAGACAAAGGCAAAGUGCUUCUUCUUGUAUGCCAAAAAUCUACAUGUCCUAUGGUCAGAAGAAAGCAGCAAGUGGAGUCUGCCCCAAUAUAAAGAGCAUCCAAGUGAUCAACCUGUUCAAGUUUACGAGAUGGAAACAGUUCUAUCACUAGCUGUUGGUGGAAGUUUUGAUGCAGGAAAGCUUUCGAGGGGAGUAGAGUACAAAGUUUCACUUGUGGUGUUAUUGAAGAAAUUUCUCUCAGGAUGGGAAUUUCCACUGCAAACUAUACUUGUUAAGCCUGAUGGUACCGAAGAACAUCAAAGUACUGAAGAUCUUAUGGAAAAGCCAAAAAGAAAAUGGAUAAAAAUUCAACUAGGGACUUUCAUGAUUCCACAAGAGAUGGAAAGUAUCACAAAUUUGGAAUUCUAUGUGCAUGAAAGGAAAGGUAGAAAACUUAAGAUGGGACUGGUUAUUAAAGGUGUUGAAGUUUCUGUCUAA
Messenger RNA from Solanum lycopersicum (tomato), 639 nucleotides. RefSeq names its product lectin-like. NCBI's taxonomy places the organism in Eukaryota, Viridiplantae, Streptophyta, Magnoliopsida, Solanales, Solanaceae. The record is from RefSeq and is a predicted model, not a curated record.